AUGGCUUCCGCGGCCGCCAGCCCCCCGGAGGUGGUCCGCGCGGCGCAGAAGGACGACUACUACCGCGGCGGGCUGCGGAGCGCGGCGGGCGGCGCCCUGCACAACCUGGCAGGUGCGAAGAAGUGGCUGGAGUGGAGGAGAGAGGUAGAGCUGGUGUCGGAUCUCGCCUACUUCAGCCUCACCACACUAGCAGGCUACCAGACCCUUGGGGAGGAAUACGUCAGCAUCGUGCAGGUGGGCCCGUCACAGCGCCGCGUGCCCUCGAAGCUGCGACGUGGGAUCCUGGUGGCGCUGCACACCGUCCUGCCCUACCUGCUGGAUAAGGCCCUGCUUCACCUGGAGCACGAGCUGCAGGCCACUGGCGACAGCGCCUGGCCCUUACGGGGCAGCCUGGCUCCCAGCAGCCAGUCAGGGAUGAGGUACUGGGUGCACCGGUGCAUGGCCGCCCUGACGGAACAGCAGCAGGGGGUGCUCUUGCGGGCCGUGUCAGCGCUCAAGCAGAGCCUCGGGUGCCUCCAGCGUCUCCAUGUGGCCUGGUUCUACAUCCAUGGCACCUUCUACCACUUGGCCAAGAGGUUCACGGGCAUCACCUACCUCCGUGUCCGCCGCCCACUCGCAGAGGACCCUCGGGUUCGCGCCAGCUACCAGCUGCUGGGGUUGGUGUCCCUGCUGCACCUGGCACUGGGCGCAGGCCUGCAGCUCUACGGCUUCCAGCAGAAGCAGCGUGCCCGGAGGGAGUGGAGGCUGCAGCGCAGCCUGUCCCACCGCAGGAGCCAUGCAGAGGAAAGAGCCAUUUCCAGAAACCCACUCUGCACGCUGUGCUUGGAGGAACGCAGGCAUUCGACAGCCACGCCCUGCGGCCACCUGUUCUGCUGGGAAUGUAUCACCCACUGGAGCGACACCAAGAUGGAGUGUCCCCUCUGCAGGGAGAAGUUCCUUCCCCAGAAGCUGGUCUACCUGCGGCACUACCGCUGA
Rangifer tarandus platyrhynchus (Svalbard reindeer) is the source of this 975-nucleotide messenger RNA. The record is from the annotation of a GenBank genome assembly. Lineage: Eukaryota; Metazoa; Chordata; Mammalia; Artiodactyla; Cervidae.